This is a messenger RNA of Triticum urartu, 2460 nucleotides long. Lineage: Eukaryota; Viridiplantae; Streptophyta; Magnoliopsida; Poales; Poaceae. The record is from RefSeq and is a predicted model, not a curated record.
UGUAAUUUCUUUUAUGAUAGUGGCAUUGAAUACUUCACAGUUUUGAUGGCCUCUUGAUUCAUGCCAUUAAUAUUUUUUUCCACGUACUGGUCAAUUUCUGAAAAUUGACCCAAAAAAAUCCAGUGCGUUUCUCUGGUUUAACUCUUUCUUAUACUUUUUUUAGAAGCUAUGAUGAAAAAGAAGUAACCAUUCUAAAUCCUCUUAUGGUCUUCUAUGUAAAAGCAUCACAAGGUUACCCAGUACUAUUAUUUAGUUCUUGGUUUUCCAGGAUGUAAAUUCCUUCACUGCAUGUAUAUACACUUUGUGAGUUUUUAAUAGUUUUAAGGGGAAUUUCAGGCAAAAGAAUUCAUUAUUAUCAUUUUAGUGAUUUUCAUUUCCUCAUAUUUGGCUUUAUUCAUGUUUUUGAACAUGAAAGAUCUUCUUGGUGAUACCUCAAAUUUUCAUGCAAGUGCAGAACGAUUUUAGGGUUGUGUUCACUCUUUUCUUUUAAUGCUCGGUUGUGUCCUCUUGCAAUGCAACAUUACCAUAUUGCUGGUAGCUCUUAUUUUUUAUGUGUCUCUUCACAUUUCGAUGCCUCUUCAUUUCACUGAGAAUGGAGUAUGGAGGACCAAAAUGCUACCAGGGAACGUAGGCGUAGCAGUACCUAAAAUUAGUCCACCUUGUGCUGGGUUUGUGUAGCUCCACUUGUAUUCAAGUUUGUAUAAAUCAUUGUGAUAUUAAUAAAUAAUGAUUGUUAUUUCUUAACACUUGAUUGACCAAUUUUUCCACGGCGGUGGCCAUAACAUUAAGACUGGAGCAGGCUUUGGUAUUGAUUAGAUGAAGUUGAGGCUCAAUGGAAGUAUUUGGGGGAGCAAAAGCUUUGUCCCAAAUCAAGCAUCAUCGAGUAGAUGUACUUCAGUUUCGAUUGUAUGAGUAACCUCCUUGUUUUAGUGUAUUUUCUAUUGAUUCCCUUUCUCACAUGUCCAUUAUAUUGUUGACGUAAUAUAAGAAUGAGAUACGUUACAAAAGCGAGAAGGUUUCUAUUAGAGAGUAUAUUGUUUUAGUGUAACCGUCUCUAAGCGGAAGACAAUGGAGGUAUGUUUCUCUCAUGUGCUUUAAUCAUAUGCAUACAUGGUUGCGUAUUAUUAGAGCAACCCAUUGUAUUAGAGUAUUGGUUCAAUAUUAAAACCAGUUCAAUAUUAAAACAAUUUAUAUUGCGAUCCCAACUAACUUGAUCUUACUCUGUACUUUUAUUGACAGAAUGGGGACAAGAGAAGCUUGGUUCAUGUAAAACUUGGAAUAGCUGACGAGUCAAUGGAUAAGUCAAAGGUUUGGAAGCUUGUGGAGAUAACUGAUACAUCUCAGUGCAGAUCAUUAAAACUGGAUGAUAGUAUUAGCACAGCUAAGGUGAUACUUCUUCCCUUGCCUUUUACCUCUAUAUAUUUUUGAAUAUGCAUCAUUUUCUAGCAAUCUUGUGGGUGCACUGCCAUUUAUAAGGUUGCUAUUUUGUUAAAUUAAUUCACAGUGUGAUUUCUACGUGUAGAACACUAUUUUAGCUCUUGUUAGAUGCUUAACGUUUGACAAGUGUCUUACGGACAUGAACAGUCAUUAUGACUGCUAAGUGAAGCUAUAUCUUCAGGAUCCAAUUCCAACCACGUCGACUAGAGCAGCUCUGCUAUCGCUGUAGGCCGUCCGGUGCAAGAGACUAUCGGACGGGUGCGAGCGCUUCGCGACGCGGGUCAAGAAGCCACCAGCUGAGACAACGAUUGGAAAGGCGGCACCACCAUCGUCUCCCUCCGCACUCACAGCCACGCGUCGGAUGUGAGCUCGCACGCGCACGUGGUCGACCAGCACCACCGCCGCAGAUUACUCCCCACCGUCGCGUCUACGUCGUCAUCGUCGUCGUCGCUGAAGGACGACCCCGAAUAUGGUUACAUGCAGACGUUGGUAGAGCGCGACGGGUUCAUGCGCGCAAUGCCGCCGCUGAACUGGCCGUUCAAGGGUCACUCCAUGUCAUCCCCGAUGGACCCGAUCGCAUUCCACCUCCUGGAGCUGGACCUCCCCACGGACGACUCUGACGACCGACGCCAAGGCCCGCUCUGGCACCGGUGGAACCGGAAGCUCCAGUUCCACCUCACGCAAGAAAUCCUCGCCGACCUCCUCCACCUCGGCGACAACGGCGCCUCCUCCGCAACCAGACUCCACGGGCCGGCGCUGCUAUCAAAGGUGUGGAGCACGGUGAAGGCGUUCUCGGCGGCAGACUGCAGGGUGGUGGGUAACAUCGAUGCGCUGGUGGCACUGGACCUGCAUGUCACCCAAUUUCGUUGUCUUCGGGGAUUAGAUGAUGACACAUGGACACCAUUCGGUGGCAGUUUGAUGUUUUUCAGAUAUGAAUCCCACCUGUUAUUCAAUACUACUAUGAGAAAAGAUGUGGAGUCGUGUCCUAAUACGACACUUGUAUCCUACGCCUCUCAUAUAUAG